Messenger RNA from Drosophila melanogaster (fruit fly), 3043 nucleotides. RefSeq names its product dullard (gene Dd). Gene Ontology annotation, molecular function: protein serine/threonine phosphatase activity; phosphatase activity. Gene Ontology annotation, cellular component: mitochondrial inner membrane; membrane; TIM23 mitochondrial import inner membrane translocase complex. The record is from RefSeq and is marked reviewed. Bases 781 to 1512 code for a protein of 243 amino acids. The transcript is spliced from 4 exons. Lineage: Eukaryota; Metazoa; Arthropoda; Insecta; Diptera; Drosophilidae. Gene Ontology annotation, biological process: membrane biogenesis; nuclear membrane organization.
GCUGCGAAAGUGCGAUAGUAUCGAAUAAACAUGAGUGUGUGCAUGAGUGUGGGAAUUUAUUAAACAAAAACGAAACGCGGACAAACUAUAUUUAUGUAAUAAACACUAAGCCGCAGCGCCAACGAGUAAUGAACAGUCCACGGCCAGGUCGUACUAUUCAGGCGAACGCACCUCGCAAUCGACUGCAAUCAAAGUGCAAUAGCUCAAUCAAUUGAUUCGUUUUGCUCAACCAAAAACAAAAUCUAUUCCCAAAUCGGUGCGAUAGUUGCCAAAAUAUAAAAACUACACUACGCUAAAAAAAAAACAAUACACUCACACACUGGCGUACAAGACAACAAAAGAGAAGAAGAAGAGCAGACGCCAGAUAUAAAAAGCCCCCAAAAGAAUUGGAAAUAAGACCAUACCCCUCCUUCUCCCUUGAAAAGGGACCUUAAAACUAGGCGACACCGAAUAAUUGAACUCAAGUAAAAAACCGGGAAAAGAGAAAAACACUUUCAACAAAAUAUCUAGAAGCCUUGUUAUCGAUUUUGUUCCGGGUUUUUUUUGUGUGAGUGUGUGUUGUGUGAAGCGCGCCCGCGGGUGUGUGGGUGAGUGUGCGUGUGGCUCUCGGCGCGUUAUCAAAAACAACAACAAUUCGUUGCAAAAGAAAAAAUAAAGUAGAGGAGGCGGAAGAAGAAGAGGAAUCUGCUCGCACCGCGGUCAAUCGCGGAUCGUGGUCGAUUUAUCGAAUUAAUCGCCCCGAACAAAAAAAACACCGUACAAGGACUUGCACUAUUUCCAAUGAUUUCGCUGCUGCAAAUGAAAUUCCGUGCGCUUUUGUUGUUGCUAUCAAAAGUAUGGACAUGCAUUUGUUUCAUGUUCAAUCGCCAAGUGCGAGCUUUUAUCCAGUAUCAACCGGUUAAAUACGAACUCUUCCCGUUGUCACCCGUCUCGCGGCACCGCCUGAGCCUGGUGCAGCGCAAGACCCUCGUUCUGGACCUGGACGAAACGCUAAUCCACUCCCAUCACAAUGCGAUGCCCCGGAAUACGGUGAAGCCGGGCACGCCGCACGAUUUCACUGUCAAAGUGACCAUCGAUCGGAAUCCAGUGCGCUUUUUCGUGCACAAGCGACCGCAUGUGGACUACUUCCUGGACGUGGUCUCGCAGUGGUACGAUCUGGUGGUCUUCACGGCCAGCAUGGAGAUUUACGGAGCGGCGGUGGCAGACAAGCUGGACAACGGACGAAACAUCCUCCGGAGGCGAUACUACAGACAGCACUGCACGCCCGACUACGGAUCCUACACCAAAGACCUGUCGGCCAUCUGCAGUGACCUAAAUAGGAUAUUUAUCAUCGACAAUUCGCCCGGCGCCUAUCGCUGUUUUCCCAACAACGCCAUACCCAUCAAGAGUUGGUUCUCGGACCCGAUGGACACGGCGCUGCUGUCGCUGCUGCCCAUGCUGGAUGCGCUGAGGUUCACGAACGACGUGAGAUCGGUGCUGUCGAGGAACUUGCACCUGCACCGCCUCUGGUAGCAGGUGGGCCGCCUGUCGCUAGUUUAGUUUAUCUAUUUAGAAGGAGCACUGAGGGCCAGCGAAGUGGGGAGAAUAUCUUCUGAAAUUAACAACAAACAAGGUGGUGCUGUGACACAUUAACGAAUUUGUUCAUUAUUAUUUAAAAUUUGUACCAUUCAGUCAAAUGAGCGGAGAUAAGAUGAGACAAACAGAUAAAGCAGAAAGUUGAGGAUAUAUUGGGAGAUUUGGAAGCGAUGGUUUAUUUCUCCUUUUGUGUAUAGACUAACAGUUUUUUUUUAACAAUCUAAUUAUGCAUACAUACUUGUCCAUAUAUGUAGAGACCAGCUAUUUUUAUUAGACAUUUUUUUCGCUUGUUUUUUUGGGUGUAUAUUUUGAUUAUAAUAUCAAAUAAAAACUCUUGAACACAGACAGUAUAUAGUAUAAAGUAUAUAUAUACAGUAUACAGUAUAUAUAUGAAUGUAAAGCUGAGCAGAAGGCGAAGCCACAACAUAAAGAACAAAUUUGUCAAGUUAUAUAUCAUAUUAUUGUAAUUUAAAUCUAAGGCCACUUACAACAACAGUCUUGUAAUUUCUAUACCAUGAUAACAAUUAACUAUUAUGACACUGGAGUUGUUUUUGUGCAGAUACGAACUAACAAGACGAAGCAAAAUACUUAUAGUUAUACAAAUUAGUUAAUUACGAAACUUAACUUGGACAUCAUUAUUAUGGAUAAUUAUUAAAUAUGUAACCGAUUCUGUAUAGACUUACGUACGUUCUGCCCUUGUUUCCUGUACAAAACUAAACGGAUGAAAGAUCUUCAAGAGUUUCAUUGCUUGCAAACCAAACAUAACACUUUUCUAUGGAUAAGAUUUUUGGGGAAGUUAUAUAUUUACGACUAAGCAACAACCCACAACUAUAAACUACUAUUAAAGUAAACAACAACCGAGGAGCAAGCAAGUAAGGCAAAAUUUAUAUUUUGUAAGGCGAGCCAAGUAGCGAAAAGAAUUAAAAAUCAAAUUAAUUCUGAUAGGAUCGGAUCAGAUCAGGUUAAUGAGCCGCAGACUGGGACAGAUAUAUAUAGGGAGUUUAGAGAGCCAAAUCACUAAUUAUACGAGAACCGAGUUAGUCUGAGAAUUGAGAAAUCGUGGCACAUCAUCCGAAGCAUCACAGGAUAUUCAGGAUAUUCCGGGCAGCAGCAGAGGAAUUAGGCGAGAGACAAAAAGAAACACGUGAAAACGGCUUCCAUAGUUAAUGUUAUUUCCAAAAGCAUAAAUACACCACUCUAAACUAAACAACAAAAGCUUGCACACGCCCUUACCCCUAACCCCACCCUUAUCCACUUGUUCUUUUGAUCGUAUUGUACAUUUAUAACAAUCAAUAUUUGUUUAUUUAUUGCAAGGAAAUCGAGAAAGAUACGUGUAUGCGAUGUUGUUAAUUUUAAGUAGUUGAUAGCAAAUUUGUUAAACUGAAGAGUAAUGAAAUAAAUAAGAAAGGGAAAGGGAAGGGAAAAUCAGAAAAAGAAUUACAAAAAUAAAACAAAAUCAUGCAAAAUC